Entamoeba dispar SAW760 is the source of this 1140-nucleotide messenger RNA. Its product is annotated as protein disulfide isomerase, putative. Gene Ontology annotation, molecular function: protein-disulfide reductase activity; protein disulfide isomerase activity. The record is from RefSeq and is a predicted model, not a curated record. Gene Ontology annotation, cellular component: endoplasmic reticulum lumen. The transcript has a single exon. NCBI's taxonomy places the organism in Eukaryota, Evosea, Mastigamoebida, Endamoebidae. Gene Ontology annotation, biological process: response to endoplasmic reticulum stress. The coding region runs from base 1 to 1140 and encodes 379 amino acids.
AUGCUUUCUUUAUUCUUAACUCUUCUUGCUCUUACUAAUGCACACUUUUUUGGAGAUGCUCCAAUUUAUAUGCCUCAAAAUAUGUUAGAAAUUAAAGCAUUAGAAAGUUCUUCUUCUGCAACAAUUUUAAUGUUAUAUGCCCCGUGGUGUGGUCAUUGUAAACACCUUGCACCAGAGUUUGCUUCUGCUGCUAAGGAAAUCAAUGGAAAAACAAUUUUUGCUGCUGUUGAUUGUGAAGAACACAGAGAUAUUUGUGGAAGUUAUGGGGUUCAAGGAUUCCCAACAGUUAAAUUAUUUGAUGCUCAACAAGGACAUCAACGCAGAACACCACGAGACUAUAAUGGACCAAGAGAAGCUAGGGCUAUUAGUGGUACAAUGUAUUCAAUGAUUCCUGAUUGGAUUGAAACAAUUCCAACAGAAUUAAAUAAAGAUGAAAAUAGUGUUAUUUUGUUUAGUGACAAACCAAAAAGAACUUUAUUAUAUAAAGCACUUGCUAUGCAUCUUAAUGGAGUUUUUAAAUUUUAUGAUUGUAAUAAAGAUAAUGAACAAACAAAGAAGUUUGGAGUUGAACAAUUCCCAACAAUACUUAUUCAACAUAAAGGAGAAAUUAAAAAAUAUGAAGGUAAAAUGGAUUUAAAUAGUAUGUUAUCUUAUUUAAGUGAUUUGGCUGGUGUUAACGCAAGUUCUGGAAAUGAACAACCAGAGAAACCAAAAGAAGAUGAUAUUCCAUAUGUUAAUGUUCAUGUUUUAAAUGACGAAAUGUUUAAGAAACAAUGUAAUGGAAAGGCAUGUCUUUUAUUAAUCUUUGGAGAAGAAGAAAACAAUGAUUUGAUUGAUCAAGUUAGUAAAGGGCUUGAUGGUAAAAUGCAUACAUUAUCAUUCACUUGUUCUGAACAAAAUGACCUUUGUAAUAAAUUAAAUGUUUUCUUUGAUACACCAACUGCUCUUAUUUAUAUCCCACAACGAGGAAGAUUAAUUCGAUUUGUUGGAGGAUUUGAUGCUGAAGAAGUAGUUUCAUUUGCUAAAAACAGUUUGAUUGGAAGAGCAGGAAGAAUUGAAACAUUAAAGGAUUUCCCUUCUUUUAAAGAUAGAGUAAAAGAACCAUAUGUUGCUCCAAAAUAUGAAGAAGAAGAACUUUAA